AUGGAAGAUUAUUCUAUCAAUAGCUAUGAAAUGGCUGUUCAAUCUGCGGAUAAAAUCUCAACAGAUGAGAAAUCGACGUUUUCUAAGUUAAGCCGUCGUAAAACAAUCUAUGGAAUUAUUAUUGUACUCGCAACGGCUGUUACUUUUAGUCUUUUUAACCAAUUUGGAAAGGUUACAGUCUCAACUGAGAGUAAUUUCACUUCGAUGACUUUCUUUACUUGGGUUUCAGCUUCAACUACCAUACUCACUUUUCCAAUCCAUGCCAUAUUGUUAAUGAUUUUUAAGGGUGAAAGCUUACGCCAAAUAUAUAGAGAAUCAAUAAAAAUUUGUCCACGCAAAGAUAUCAAAAAAGUAUUUUGGUUACGCUUGUUACCAUUAGCCAUAAAUAUGAAUAUGGUUAUCGUAUUAAACUAUUACCCUUUAAAUUUUACGGCCCCAACCGAUGUUACAGCAGUUUUUUCAUCGGUACUCGGCAUGGUUUAUGUGCUAUCUAUCAUAUUUUUGAAAGAGCCAUUUAUAUUGCUUAGGGCAUUCGCAGUAUGCUUAUCUACGGCAGGCGUCAUAUUGUUUGCUUACGACGAUGGUUUUGGCUCAUUCGCCGCAAUAGGCGUCAUUUUAUCCACAUUAUUUGCUUUAGCUGCUGCUUGUUUUCGAGUUCAUACAAAAGUUUUCAUUGGUGAUGCAUCGGCAAUUCAAGGGUCAAUGCUGUUAUCAAUUAUUAGUGUCCUUAAUUUAUUGUUUGGUUGGAUAUCUGUUAUCAUAUUUCAUUUUGCGGGAAUUGAAAAUCUUAUGUGGUCUGAAGUUCCUUGGGAACCUCUAAUGAUUACAAAUUUAUUUAAUAUGUUAUAUACCGGCUCAGUUAUUAUUGGAGUCGCCGUUACAUAUCCUGUAUUCAUUUCGCUUGGUGCUCUCUUUGGAAUACCGAUUAAUGCAGUUAUUGACGUAAUCUUCCGUAAUGAAUCGUUUUCUGUAUUAAAAAUAUUUAGUACAUUGUUAUUAGCUUUAGGAUUUUUAAUUUUAUUAAUACCUUUGGAAAAGGCUCAGUGGAUAUCAAAAAUGCCAAUUAACUUACUAAUGUGUAGACGUCGAAAAACAUAA
Trichoplax adhaerens is the source of this 1098-nucleotide messenger RNA. RefSeq lists its product as uncharacterized. Lineage: Eukaryota; Metazoa; Placozoa; Uniplacotomia; Trichoplacea; Trichoplacidae. The record is from RefSeq and is a predicted model, not a curated record. The transcript is spliced from 6 exons. Bases 1 to 1098 code for a protein of 365 amino acids.